AUGGAGGUGGGGCCUUGCUGCCUGCUGGAGCUGGUGCUGGCGGCGCGCGGGCAGGAGGCGCACGGGGGCCCGCACUCCAUCCGCCUGGAGGGGGACAUCACGCUGGGGGGGCUGUUCCCGGUGCACGCCAAGGGCCCGAGCGGCGCGCCGUGCGGGGACAUCAAGCGCGAGAACGGCGUGCACCGCCUGGAGGCCAUGCUCUACGCGCUGGACCAGAUCAACGCCGACCCCGAGCUGCUGCCCAACGUGACGCUGGGCGCGCGGGUGCUGGACACCUGCUCGCGGGACACCUACGCGCUGGAGCAGUCGCUCACCUUCGUGCAGGCGCUCAUCCAGAAGGACACGUCCGACGUGCGCUGCACCAACGGCGACCCGCCCGUCUUCGUCAAGCCCGAGAAGGUGGUCGGCGUGAUCGGGGCGUCGGGCAGCUCCGUCUCCAUCAUGGUGGCCAACAUCCUGCGGCUCUUCCAGAUCCCACAGAUCAGUUAUGCCUCAACUGCGCCAGAGUUAAGUGAUGACAGACGUUAUGAUUUCUUCUCACGAGUGGUCCCUCCAGAUUCCUUUCAAGCACAAGCGAUGGUGGACAUCGUAAAAGCUUUGGGGUGGAAUUAUGUGUCCACUUUGGCAUCUGAAGGAAAUUAUGGAGAAAAAGGAGUGGAAUCUUUCAUGCAGAUUUCCAGAGAGGCAGGUGGACUCUGCAUUGCUCAGUCACUGAAAAUCCCACAGGAUCGCAAAGACAAGAACAUCGACUUUGAUAAAAUUAUCAAGCAGCUCCUAGAAACUCCCAACGCCAGGGCCAUCGUUAUUUUUGCCAAUGAUGAGGACAUAAAACAAAUCCUUGCAGCGGCUAAAAGGGCUGAUCAAGUUGGUCAUUUUCUCUGGGUGGGAUCAGACACUUGGGGCUCCAAAAUGAGUCCAUUGGUUCAGCAAGAAGACGUUGCUGAGGGAGCAAUCACCAUUCUGCCUAAGAGAGCAACCAUAGAGGGGUUUGAUACGUAUUUUACCUCACGUACAUUGGAGAACAACAGAAGGAACGUGUGGUUUGCAGAAUAUUGGGAGGAGAACUUCAAUUGCAAGUUAACAAUCAGUGGGUCAAAAAAAGAAGACACAGAUCGUAAAUGCACAG
Alligator sinensis (Chinese alligator) is the source of this 1126-nucleotide messenger RNA. Its product is annotated as metabotropic glutamate receptor 7-like. The record is from RefSeq and is a predicted model, not a curated record. Gene Ontology annotation, molecular function: group III metabotropic glutamate receptor activity. The transcript has 6 exons. The annotation marks the transcript as partial. Gene Ontology annotation, biological process: G protein-coupled glutamate receptor signaling pathway; regulation of synaptic transmission, glutamatergic. NCBI's taxonomy places the organism in Eukaryota, Metazoa, Chordata, Crocodylia, Alligatoridae. Gene Ontology annotation, cellular component: membrane.